This is a messenger RNA of Malus domestica (apple), 768 nucleotides long. Lineage: Eukaryota; Viridiplantae; Streptophyta; Magnoliopsida; Rosales; Rosaceae. The record is from RefSeq and is a predicted model, not a curated record.
AUGCCCCAAGAAGAGGCACAAGACUGGUUUCACACCCUGCCACCAUGUUCAAUUUGGAACUUCAACAAAUUUUCCUUGGUUUUUACUAAGGAAUAUUUAUCCGACCGCUCGAUCAAGAAGAAGUCUGACCACCUCUUCAACAUGAAGAAAGACCCGAAUGAGUCAUUUCGAACAUACGUCAAGAGGUUCAAGGCGGAGAAGGCAAAGACUUUCAGAUGCGAUGACAGCAUUGCAUGCUCAACCUUCUGGAAAGGGCUCCCAGCAGAUCACCCAUUUUUCGAAGAACUGAUCAUGGGCGAGAACUUGACCCUGAUAGAUUGUUAUGCUUUGAUCCUUCGCGACCUUAAAGACAAGUUGUGGUUCAAAGUGUCGCUGCCCAAAAUGGGGGACACCUCCAAGAUAGAACAGACAAAGUACUGUGCAUUGUACAGAGGUCCCAUGCACAUAACCAACGACAACACCACAUGGAUGAAGUACCUUGAGAAGCUCGUGAAGGAAGACAAGUGCGACCAAUAUGUUGAUAGGCCAGCUGCCCGACCAAGACGAGAAGUAGACGCCUAUAUCGAACCUCUAACCAAGAUGAUUCGAAUCAAUGACAUCUUUGCCAAAUUCGAGCAUCUGGGGGCCACCAACAGUUCCAAUAAAAGAAAAAUCCGACAGGCAAGGUCGGUCUUUCAGGUUCAAGCCAUAGAUGUUGUACCCAGACCAAUUGUUGGCUUUACCGAGCAGGACGAUGAGGGAGUAGACUUUCCCCACGAAGACGCUUAG